This is a messenger RNA of Nothobranchius furzeri (turquoise killifish), 1904 nucleotides long. It is a transcript of the gene prg4a, whose product is annotated as proteoglycan 4a. The record is from RefSeq and is a predicted model, not a curated record. Lineage: Eukaryota; Metazoa; Chordata; Actinopteri; Cyprinodontiformes; Nothobranchiidae.
UUCAUUUGCUAUAAAAGACCAACAGACAUGCUGUUAAUAGUGUCAGAUGAAGAAAAGGAUGAAGAACCUGGGUUUUCUCCUGAUCGGUACGUUUGCAGCUUUUGCUGCAGCUGUUGCUGGGCCAGGCAGCUGUGUUGGUCGUUGUGGUGAGGUGUUUACCAGAGGUCAGCAGUGUACCUGUGACUCUAACUGCAUACGGCACAAUGAGUGCUGCCCAGACUACCAGGCUACUUGUAUCACUGCUCAGUCUUGUCGCGGUCGCUGUGGUGAGACCUUCAGGAGGGGUCUGCUGUGUGAGUGUGAUCCACUCUGCAUCCAGUUCAACACCUGCUGUCAAGACUACAGGCUCCACUGUGAUGCCACUGUGCCCGUCUCACAACCUGGGAGCCUCCAGUCUCGACGGACAACAGUCUCAAGAGUCUGGAAACCAGACAGGAACCGUAGAAGAUCCAACAGUGAAAGUGAGGAAUGGCACCCAGCAAGGAGCCGCUGCUCACAGCUUCCAGGAGCUCGGUGUCACAAUAGACUGGUCCUCUCUCACCCGUCUUCUGGUCCUGCUCCUCCAGCUGGAACAAAUCAUCAACACGGUGGGAGUAAAGUCCUUACUGGCCUCCAGCCACUGCCCUUCUCUCCUCAUGGGACUCAUCAUUACCAGCAUCUGCCCAGUAACAGUGCUCCAGCUCUGGGCAGCUCUGUGAGACCGUCCACCCCUGGAGAUGACGGGGGUAAACAGGACAUCCACCUGGUGGUGUUCCCUGGGGGAAUCAACCCAUUUGGACCAAGUGAAAGUUUUGGUGGUCCAGCGGCUUCUGGAUCCAGCACCCUGCCCCAGCCUUUGGGUCUCACUCUUGGAGAUGGAGGAUUAGAUGGAUCAGGGGUCCUGCAGGACGUGAACCUGUGCAGUGAUUCUCCCAUCAACGGACUGACAGCCCUCAGUAAUGGAACCAUCCUGAUAUUUAAAGGUGAGUUUUUUUGGUCAGUCGACCCCAUCAGGCGCUCCGUUGGUCGUCCACAGAACAUCACAGAGACCCUGGGCAUCUCCUCUCCCAUUGGCACCGUCUUUACUCGCCACAACUGUAAUGGGAACACCUACAUUAUUAAGGGGGACCAGUACUGGCGUCUGGAUGGGAACAUGGUGAUGGAGCCCGGCUACCCCAAACCUCUGUCCUCCGAGUUUCCAGGUCUGACUGGAACCAUCAGCGCUGUGCUGGCAGUGCCAGCCUCCAGCACCGGGCCAGAGACCGUGUUCUUCUUUAAAGAAGGAGACUUGUUGCAGAGGUUUAUAUUCCCACCAGGAAGCACUCAGUCGUGCAUCGAGAAUCCAAGGAGCUUCCCAGACAGACGGUUUACUCCUCAGACUGAGUUUCUUUUGAGUGGAGAGAUCAACAUCAAAGUUUCUCUAAUGGGCUUCCCAACCCCCAUCACCUCUGCUCUGUCCAUGCCCGGCUCUCAGAACGUCAGCAGACACCAACACUUUGUCUUCACUGGACCCAUUUUCUUCAGAGUCCAGAUUUUGGGCAACCUGCCAGCGCUGGUCACGCCUGAGCCCCCAGACGCCCUCCUACCCCUACCCGUCCUGCGUCCUGCUGUUUUGAUGAGCAACUCAAACGCGGCAGGACUCAAUCCUAGACCGCCUCACCCUCAAAACUCCAUCAGACUGUGGCUGCGCUGUCCCUAAACAGGAGACAUUAAAGACCAGCUGUGGUGUUUUCUGCAAAAUUAUCUACUUUGUAAAUGCUUUUGCUGAAUAGGAAACCAGCAACCCGUUUGUCCUUGAAUCUUAAAUAUGAGUUAAUUAUUCCUGAACUUAGAGGAUAAACAUAUCGAUCUGGAGAACAAAGCUUAUUGAAGCAGUAAAGUUAUCAAACCUCUCGUGAUUUUAAUCUGCCAAACGUCUGUUAAAG